AGUUCUGUCUCCACGGAGACCGUGCAGGCUCCGCCAACGCCACGAAAGGCCGGCGCCCCCGCCCGACGGCCAAGGCCCGGACGUAGCCCAAAGGGAAGGAAAGGCUGGAGACGACACCCUGACCCCCAGCCUGACCCCCCCCCCCCAAUCCUCGUGGCCCCGGGCCGCGUCCCACCCCGCCAGAAGACUCGGGCCGGGGCAAGGCAGGGGUUAGGCUGGAGGCGCAGGCCGGGGGCACCGCCGUCCCGCGUGCGGGCGCCCCAGGCCGCGGCCCAUGGCGCCCAAGAAGAAGCGCGGGCCCGGCGCGGGGCGGCGGCCGGGCGCGGCGGGAGACGGCGCCGAGCCGCGGCUGUCGGAGCGCGGGCAGUACCUGCAGCGCGAGCACGGGCUGCUGUCGGAGCAGCUGCGCGCCUGCGAGGCGCGCGUGGACCACGUGCUGCGGGAGAACGCGGGCCUGGACCGCGAGGCCGCGCGCCUGCGCGAGGAGAACCGGCUCUACGCCAGCUACGUGAGCGCGCGCGCGCAGCGCUGCGCCCGGGCCGUCGUGCGGCUGGACGAGCAGAACCGCGUGGACCUGACGCAGAUCCACUGGCAGCGGGCCGAGCUGGCCUCGCUGUACCGCGGGCGCGAGGACGGCGUGCGCGCGCAGCUGCUGGACAUGGAGGCGCGCGCGGCGCGGAUGGCGCGCCAGGUGCAGGAGCUGCGGCCCUACAAGGAGCUGCAGCUGGAGCAGUUGGCGCGGAUCCGCGCGCUGGAGCGCGAGCUGCUGCACAUGCGCGUGGAGCACACGCAGCUGCUGCACCGCGUCAAGGGCCGUUUCCUGGAGGACAAGGCGGCCUUCGAGCGCGAGGCGCGGCAGCGGGUGCAGUCCCUGGCGCGGCGCGCGGAGCGGGAGGCGGCGCGCGCGCUCGUCCUGCACACGCAGGCCGUCCGGGCUGACAACGCGCGCCUGCGGCGGGAGCUCCUGCGGCUCCUGCGCUGGGCCCAGCUGCUGCACGACACGCGGCGCCGGCUUCUGGAGCAGCGGGAGCAGCUGCGGCGCGAGCACGAGGACACCCGGGACCUGGCGCGGGUGCAUGGCUGGCUGCGCCGCGGCCGCGACGGACCGCCGCUGUGGCAGCCGCCGCCGCCGCCCGCCUCGCGCCCCGGGUCCUUCGCCCCCUCCACAGCGCCAUCGAGCGUGGCUCCUCGGGCCCCGUCGCGCGCGGGCCCCGGGAUCCCAUCGCAGGCCCCGUCGAAGGCCGGUUCCCGGGUUCCAUCCCAGCACUCAUCGCGCGCGGGCUCCCGGGUCGCGUCCCUGGUCCCGCCGCACCGGGGCUCCCGGGACCCGGCCUUGACCCCGUCCCGCCCGGGCUCCCGGGUCUCUUCGAGGUUCUCCUUACCUGGGCCCGCACACAGCGCGACUCCCUCCGCUCAGCCUGUCCCGGGCCCAGGCUCUUCCCGUCCCGCGGUCGAGGGAGACGGCGGGCGCUGACGCCGCGGCGGAAGGCGAGUGCGGGCGAGCCGGCUCGGACGGCGGGCGCGGGCGGGGCAGGUGAGCGCGCGGCGCCCGCGGACUGCGUGAACCUGAACGCGGUGUUAAUAAAGGUGUGACCGGCCCUCCUGGUCUGGCGCCGCUGGGACCACUCACUCUGGCUUCCAGUUCCCUAACUGCGCGGUGGCCUGAUGCGUUCCUCUCCUCCUCCGCUGGCCCCAGCUGCCCCGCAAGUGGGCCACACCGGUAUCCUCCCGCCGGCGCUGGCAGAGACGGACGUCGCCCGCACGGACAGAGGCUGCCAGAGCAGGAAAGGAGGCCAGCGGGGAGGAGCUGGGCGACCCCGGGGUGUAGCCCGGAGGGCCAGCGUGCGAUGACCUGCGGUCAGGACAGCCACUGGGGCGGGGGCGGGGGAGAGUGGGGCUGCCACCAAGGGCCACGGGAGGAGUAAUUUUUAAUAUAAUUUCCAACAGAGAAAAGUUGCUGCGUGCGAACUCCCGUUUACCGAGACUCCGUCCCCAGAUCUGUCUGCAUUUUUCCCUGAACCACUUGAGAUUCGGUUCAUUAUGCCCCUUCAGUUAAAGGAUUUAAAAAUCCUUAGUGUUCCUGAGCACAAGAAUGUUCUACCUCACCCCGGUACGAUGACCCAAAUCUGAAAAUUUAGUACAGAGAAAACCGUAUUCGCUAAGCCCCAGCUCCUACGAAAAUGUCGGCUGUCCCGCUCCCCGGGGCGCACCGGGACGGCCUUCAGCUCUCCGGCCGUGUGCCCAGGCUGGUCAGUGGGAUGCCCCUCGGUUGUGGCUGUGGGAGGUCCAGCAGCUCCUGGGGGAGGCCAGGUCCCGCAUACCGUCAGUACUGACCCAAGGGCUGGGGACUUCAUCCUGACCACUGAGGGAAG
Molecule: messenger RNA, 2372 nt
Organism: Mustela lutreola (European mink)
Lineage: Eukaryota; Metazoa; Chordata; Mammalia; Carnivora; Mustelidae
Gene: CCDC166
Product: coiled-coil domain containing 166
Exons: 2
Coding region: 275-1474 (399 amino acids)
Source: RefSeq, a predicted model, not a curated record